Molecule: messenger RNA, 219 nt
Organism: Sciurus carolinensis (gray squirrel)
Lineage: Eukaryota; Metazoa; Chordata; Mammalia; Rodentia; Sciuridae
Product: mitochondrial import inner membrane translocase subunit Tim9-like
Exons: 1
Coding region: 1-219 (72 amino acids)
Source: RefSeq, a predicted model, not a curated record
AUGGCUGCACAAACACCAGACUCUGAUCAGAUAAAACAGUUUAGGGAAUUCCUUGGAACCUACAAUAAACUUACAGAAACCUGCUUUUUGGACUGUGUAAAAGACUUCACGACAAAAGAAGUAAAACCGGAAGAGAUCACCUGUUCAGAACAUUGCUUACAGAAAUAUUUGAAAAUGACACAAAGAAUAUCCAUGAGAUUUCAGGAAUAUCAUAUUUAG